Molecule: messenger RNA, 2565 nt
Organism: Prorocentrum cordatum
Lineage: Eukaryota; Dinophyceae; Prorocentrales; Prorocentraceae
Source: the annotation of a GenBank genome assembly
AUGGCCUUCGCUGCCGGCACCACGUUUUUGGCGGCGGGCGCCGCUGGCGGGGCCGUGUUGGAGCCCGCCCACGCGCCGCCCCGCGGCGCCGCCGUGCGCCCCGCGGCGCCCGAGGGGCCUGGGCCCCAGGGAGGCGCCCUCGCCCUCGCCACGGCCGGCGCCGCGCUGGCGCUGCGGGCCGCGUCUCGCAAGUCCGCGGGGAGGCCCCGGGCCGCCGUGGUGGCGAGGCGCGCCAAGGACCACGUCAACCUCGGCACGGUGGGCCACGUGGACCACGGCAAGACGACCCUGUCGGCGGCGAUCUCGGUGGUGUGCUCGCAGUUCAACACGAGCACGGACACCAAGAUGAAGUCGUACGAGGAGAUUGACAACGCCCCCGAGGAGAGGGCCCGCGGGAUCACGAUCAACGCCUCGCACAUCGAGUACGAGACGCCGACGCGCCACUACUGCCACGUGGACUGCCCUGGCCACGCGGACUACGUCAAGAACAUGAUCACGGGCGCCUGCCAGAUGGACGGCGGCAUCCUCGUGAUCUCGUCUCCCGACGGGCCCAUGGCCCAGACCCGCGAGCACAUCCUGCUCUCGAAGCAGGUGGGCGUGCCCAAGCUCGUCUGCUUCAUGAACAAGGUGGACGUGAUGGACGACGAGGAGCUGCUUGAGCUCGUCGAGCUUGAGACCCGAGAGAUGCUGAGCCAGUACGGCUUCCCUGGCGAUGACGUGCCUUUCGUCCAGGGCUCCGCGCUGCAGGCGCUCGAGGCCAUGAAGGCGAACCCCAACACCAAGCGCGGCGACGACAAGUGGUGCGACAAGAUCCUGGAGCUCAUGGACACGGUGGACGAGUACAUCGACCUCCCCGAGCGCCAGACCGACAAGCCCUUCCUGCUGGCCGUCGAGGACGUGUUCUCCAUCUCGGGCCGCGGCACGGUGGCCACCGGCCGCGUGGAGCAGGGCGUCGUGAAGAAGGGCGACGAGGUCGAGAUCCUGGGCAGGGGCAAGAAGGCACAGAAGUCCGUCGUUACUGGGAUCAGGAUGUUCAACACCGACCUCCCCGAGGGCCCGGCGGGCUACACCGUCGGCGUGCUGUGCCGCGGCGUGUCGCGCGACGACAUCUCCCGCGGGCAGGUCAUCUGCGCCCCGGGCGCCACCAAGACGCACACCAAGUUCAAGGCCAACAUCUACCUGUCCAGCAAGGACGAGGGGGGCCGCAGCAACCCGAUCAUGCCCGGCUACAUGCCCGUCUUCUACUUCCGCACUUGCGACGUCACUGGGAAGAUGGUGACCAUGGCGAGCUCCGAGGGGAAUGCGGUGCAGAUGGCGAUGCCCGGCGACGACGUCACGAUCGAGGGCGAGCUGAUCGCCGCCACCCCGAUCGAGACGGGCAUGCGUUUCGCCAUGCGCGAGGGCGGCAAGACCAUCGGUCAGGGCCUGAUCACCGAGGUGUCGGCCGAGCUGCGGCUCUGCUGGCCCGUGCGGGGAAGACUGGCAGCGGGAAGGACGGUUCCUGGGGACGCUCCGUUCAGUGCCUGCGGCGCGUUGGCGGAUUCGGGCUUCUCUUGGAGCGAGAUACUUUCGAGGAGAAGCAAGCAUGGGGAAUGGAGGAACAUAGAUCCGGCGGUCGUGUCGGUGGGCAUCGACCGGUUGUUCCUGUUCAGGAUCCUGCGAUGCAUGCCAUGCCUGGGUGGCACGAGGGAUAGGAGUACGGAUUGCCUCGACCUUCGGCAGGGGGCCUGGCACGGGAAGGUCGGGCGGCCCAUCUACUGCAUCAUGCACGAGACGGUGCUGGUGGCCUGCCUCUGCUCGCCCCAAGCGAGGAGCGACACCGCGCAGAGGAUCAAGAGCUCGGGCCGGUCCUGCUUCUACAGGCAGAUGGACACCGAGCACCUGCUGGUCGUCAUUGAGGGCGCGGGCGAGGAGGCGAGCAAGAGAGCCGCGCUCCUGUCUUCGCAGCUGACGGGUGUCCGCUGGCUCACGCUGGAUGCCUGGCGCGGCAGGGCCCGCGCGGGCGGCGCCCCGGCGAGUCGCGCGGCGGUGGCCGCCAGCCACGGGCCGAGAACUUCCCUCCGCGACAGCCAGCCCCGGCCACCGGGCAAGUCCAAGGCAGCUGGCGCGCCCUUCGCCGCCGCGCCGCGGUCUGCGGGCGCAGAGGCCCUCCCCGCGGCCGCCGCCGGCCGCCCCCUCGGCACGCGGGUCCUGCCGAGCGGCAAGGCGUUCUCCAGCGGGGCCGCGCCGCGGGAGGGCGCCCCGCGGACUCGGGCAGAGGCCCCCUGCAGCUGGCCGCGGGGCAAGGCCCUGCUGAUCCGGGAGGGCUGGGCGCCCGACGAGGCGGAGGGCUUCACCGUGGUGGAGGGCAGCAGGCCGGGCAGGCGCGGCGGCCGCAGGGCCCCGCACGCCGUGGUGCUGCCGGAGGCGCGCCGCCCGGAGGAGGGCACCAGCGUCUGGACCGAGGCGGAGCUGGCGUCGCUGGUCGCCAAGGUGCGCGGGCGGGAGGCCGAGGUGGCCGCAAGGCCGGCCGCCCCCCCAAUCCAAUACCGAUCUGCCCCCGCCGUUUGCGCGCGCGCGCGCUGA